AUGAAAUUAGGAUAUAAUGAAAUAAUGAUAACAUCAAUGUAUUUUAAUGAUAUUAAUGAUUUUAUUAAUUUAGAAAUGGGAGUUAAAAGAUAUAGAGGAAAUAUUGAACGAUUUCAUUUUAAUCCAAUUCCAUUAAAUGAAUAUUCAAGAAAAUUAUUUACUAAUAUUGAAACAUUUCAUGUUUAUAAUUAUAAUGAUGAAAUAUUUAAUGAUGGAAAAAUAUUUAAAUAUAUAAUAUGGUAUAAAGUAAGUUAUUCAACACAUUUAAAAGAAAAAGAACAAGGAAAUAUCUGUAAAAAUAUAAUAUAUACAAAAGAAGAUAGAAAAUCAUAUGGAAAUACAAUACCAUCAGAAAUUAAAUCGCUUGGAUAUAAAUGUUUUAAUAAUUGUGAUUCAUUAACAUCAAUUGAUAUACCAUCAUCAGUUAGUGAAAUAGGAUGUGAUUGUUUUUAUGAAUGUUCAUCAUUAACAUCAAUUAAUAUAGAUAAUCUACAAUUUAUUAGUGAAAAAAGAAUAUUUAUGAAUGAACCAGUGUUAGUUAGUAUUAAAAUACCAGAUAAUCUACAAAUAAUCAAUGGAAAGAAUAUUUUCAAGAAAGAUAUUAAUGAAUUUAUUAUUCCAUCUUCAAUUACUAAAUUAGGAUAUGAUUGUUUUAAUGGAUGUAAAUCAUUAAAAUCAAUUAAUAUACCAUCAUCAAUUAUUAAAUUAGGAAGUGAUUCUUUUUACGAAUGUUCAUCAUUAACAUCAAUUAAUAUACCAUCAUCAAUUAUUAAAUUAGGAGAUAGAUGUUUUUGUGAAUGUUCAUCAUUAACAUCAAUUAAUAUCCCAUCAUCUGUGAGUGAAAUAGGAAAUUGGUGUUUUGAAGGAUGUAGAUCAUUAACAUCAAUUAAUAUACCAUCAUCAAUUACAUCAUUUGGAGAUGGAUGUUUUUAUAAAUGUGGAUGUGAAGAAGAAUUAAUGAAAAAUGAAACAAUACCAAGAGAUUGUUUUGAUGAAUGGUGA
Entamoeba dispar SAW760 is the source of this 1002-nucleotide messenger RNA. RefSeq lists its product as uncharacterized. The coding region runs from base 1 to 1002 and encodes 333 amino acids. The record is from RefSeq and is a predicted model, not a curated record. NCBI's taxonomy places the organism in Eukaryota, Evosea, Mastigamoebida, Endamoebidae. The transcript has a single exon.